CAUUUGCUUGGGCGAGUUCUGGUGAGUUCUCGGAGUUCAAAAUGCGGCUCCAUCUCCGCCGCGCGAUGACCGUGCGAUCGAUGGCGGCGGUCGGCUUCUUCUUCUCCAAAUCCAGAUCUUGCAAACUGCAUCCCCUGCUCAACUUUAACCCUACCGGCGGCCUCCAUACUGCGCCUUCCCCUAUCGACGCUCCCCUCUCCUCCGAUUACCUCGUCCACCACCUACUCGACCUAUUCUCCAAGCCGCCUGGCCUCCGCAACGAGGAGAAAUUCCACUCCCUCGGCCGGCACCUCGUACCAUCCGCCGCCGAGGUCGUCAUCAAGGGCCUCGCGGGCUGGCGCUCGGCGCAUGAGUUCUUCCGGUGGGCCUCGGCGCAGCAUGGGUUCCGCCACACCUGCUACACCUACAACGCGAUGGCCUCUGUCCUCUGCCGCGCCCGCAGGUUCGUCCAGCUUAAGGAGCUGGUCGCCCAGGUGCUCGAUGAGCGGUGUCCCAUGACGCCAGGUGCGUUAGGGUUCUUGAUUCGCUGCCUUGGUAGCCAAGGUUUGGUUGAUGAGGCCCUACUUGUAUUUGAUCGCGCCAGUAUUCUUCAUUGCGUUCCCAAUUCUUACACCUACAAUUGCUUGCUCGAGGUGUUGGUCAAUUCACGCUCAGUGGACGAAGUGGAAUCGAAAUUUGAGGAGAUGGUGGUCGCUCGGAGACUGGAGCCGGACAAGUACACAUUUACUGCCAUUUUGCAGUCAUACUGCCGUGCUGGAAAGUUGGAAGAAGUGUGGGACAUCUUCAAUAAGAUGAAGGCUAAAGGCUGGGUAGACAGGCACGUUCUCACGGUCCUUAUUAUCACUUUUUGCAAGUGGGGAAUGGUCGAUCAAGUCUCUGAAAUGGUCGAACACAUGGAACGCAUGAAGAUGGCACCGAAUGAGAAAACCUUUAGUGUAUUGAUACAUGGACUUUCAAAGCAAGGGAAACCAAAUAAGGCACUCGAGAUGUUUGAUAAGAUGAAACGUUCAGGUUAUAAUGGGGAUCUUCCACUCUAUAGCUCUUUGAUUGAGGGGCUUCUCAAGGAGAGGAAUCUUGGAAUGGCUCGAAAUGUGUAUGUGGAGAUGAAAGAGAAUGGAAUCUCCCCAGACGUUCAUUUACUCAAAUUGAUGAUCUCGGGUUUGCUUAGAGAAAAAGAGUUUUCCUCUGCAUGCCAGUUAUUGGAAGAAGGUGAAGAUUUAAACUUGUGUAAUAUGGUCUUUCACUAUAACACUGUUCUUGAUGAGCUCAUUAAACAUGGUGAGAUAAACAGAGCAUGUAAGCUACUCUGUAUGAUGCUGAUUUCUAAAGGACUGUCUGUCCCAGAGUUGGACACCGAUGAUGAAAUCAACUGCUCGACUGAAACUGUCAGUGAUCAAUUGUUUAGAAUAAACCAACCUGUUUGCCCAAAUGCUGAUUCCUACAGCAUCGUGGUUUGUGGUUUAUGCAAAGCCAAAAAUCUAGAUACGGCCUUGAUUCUCUUAAACAAUAUGAUAGGAAUUGGGUGCAAAGGAACACUUUUAAUGUAUAAUAAUCUUAUACAUGAGCUAUGUAAUGUGGACAGAUUGGAGGAGAGCUAUGAACUUUUGAAAAGAAUGGAGGAGAGUGGCUUUUUGGCCACAGAAUUCACCUAUAACUCAAUAUUGUAUUGCAUUUGUAAGAGGGGGGAUUUGCCUCCUGCACUUGACUUACUAAGGGUGAUGCGGCAGUAUCACCAUGUGCCAUGGAUAAAACAUUCUACAUUAAUGGUGCAGCAACUUUGUGAAAAAGGAAAAGUAUCAGAAGCUGCUGGAUUUUUGGAUGAGAUGACUGCUCUAGGUUAUAUUCCUGAUAUGGUGUCUUAUUCUGCAGUUAUUGAUGGAUUGUGUAAAUCUGGAGAGGUCGACAAAGCUUUGCAGCUCUUCCAUGAUAUAUCAUCAAAGUGGUAUCUUCCAGAUGUGGUUGCACAUAAUAUUCUAAUCAGUGGUUUUUUCAAAGCAGGUAGAUGGCACGAGGCAUUAGAGAUAUAUGAAGAGAUGUUGAAGAAGGAACUUGUUCCUUCUCAUGUGACAUACAACCUUCUAAUCGAUGGUUGGUGCAAGGCCAAGGAUAUUGACAAGGCUCUUGCUUGCUUCAGAAAAAUGAUAGCUCAAGAUAGGCCGCCCACUGUAGUUACUUACACAAGCUUAGUUGAUGGGUUGUGCAGUGAAGGAAGAUAUGAAGAUGCUCUUAUGUUGUGGAAUGAAAUGCGAGAAAAGGGAUGUGCUCCAAAUCAGAUCAUAUACACUGCUCUUAUACAUGGUCUUUGUAAGUGUGGUAGGCCAGAUGUUGCUAUUGUCUAUUUUAAUGAGAUGAAGGAGGAGUUUGAGCUAGACCACUUUGUUUAUUUGUUGCUGAUAAAUUCUUUAGUUGCCAAAGGCAAUUCAGUUAAGGCUUUUCAGCUUUUAAAGGAAGUUCUUGAAAAGGAUAACUUUCCUAGUAAUAGUCCUAAGGCCUUGGGUCUAAUGAAGAAAGCAGUAAGCAAGCUGCUCGAGGAUGAAUCUACUUCUUUGGAUGUAAAGUUACUUUUUAAGGGCAAGACUAUGCCGUCAAGGGUCGCUAACUAUCUCCAUUGCCUGGAGUGAUAUAAUUCACAAUUCUAAUUGGCUUAGCAGACAGAAUUUUGCAUUUGCUGGUAGGUUUCGUUUGUUUGUUCUUGGUCAUAGGUCAGCUGCACCAUAUCGGCAGGAAUUUAUUUAAUCCAAAUGUUCUACGGGUUUUCGGUAUACUAUACAGGAGGCUUAUUUUUUGUCCCCGGGGCUAUGGUGCGAUGGUAAGAGGUGAGACGAACUCCCUAUGCAACAAGGAUUCAAAUCUCACCCAGCGCACAUUACACCUAAGGAGUUUGAAAAAGUUGUGACGUUGGACAGUCCGCCAAGACCCAUCUUCGUUCCCCGAUUUACUCAGGUGGUUGGUGGAAAAGUUUUAUGGGAUAAGCCAGUCACUUCUAGAAUUAGUCAGAUGAUAACUUACAGGAUUAGUCGGAUCAUAAGAGCUGGAUAUCUGGAUCACAGGUGGCCUGAAAAUUGAUACUCCAAUGUAAUCACUGUUACUACGCCCAAAGGGCAGCCAACAGUCAAUUUCUAUACAAAGGUGAGCAUUGCUCAAACAAGACGGCCGAAUUCAAGAAAUGGUUGAACUACAGUCGAUAAAUUACUGACUACAAAGGUUUUACUUGAUGGUCAGCAAAGUUCAUGAAAUACAGGAGAUUAGCACUGCAAGAUAGUUUGCCAACACGGCAUUAGACUACACCUAUGGUAGCAGCUCCAUCUCCAUAAGGCACUAAUUCUAUCUAGAACUUGGAUUCAUACUGAACGAAGUCGGCUCAGUAGAGAUAUUAUUAGUAGAGGUGAAUUGCGUAAAAUAUUCCUGAACCUUGUCAGUAUCCUCAAAAACUGGAAUGUCACUUGUAAGCAUCUUGAAUGCAAACUCGAGACACGGGUCUGACCAAGGGCUGGAAAAUGUUGAUCCAUAAGGCUUUUCAUUACCACUUCUUCCGAAGUGAAUCUGUUGCACAGUUGAUGUGUCACCUAUAUGUGUGUUUCUUUCAAGCUCAUUUGCUGCUUCAAGGUCUUCAAAUUGCAUCUUCUUUUGUUGGUAGAAGCUCGAAUUGGAUUGAUAAGGUUGAUCCAAAGCAGUAGCUGUUUUUUCCUGUAGCUGAGAGAAAGCAUCUGCUUUAGCCCUAUGAGAAUUUCCAGCUUCACUAGAAUUUGUAAUUUGAUUGUCCCUAAGUGCAGCCAAUCGUUUAGAUGCUCGG
This is a messenger RNA of Zingiber officinale, 3793 nucleotides long. RefSeq names its product putative pentatricopeptide repeat-containing protein At5g08310, mitochondrial. Lineage: Eukaryota; Viridiplantae; Streptophyta; Magnoliopsida; Zingiberales; Zingiberaceae. The coding region runs from base 42 to 2621 and encodes 859 amino acids. Gene Ontology annotation, molecular function: protein binding. The record is from RefSeq and is a predicted model, not a curated record. The transcript is spliced from 3 exons.